AACCGAGAUGCAGAAAUAUGCGGUUCAGCCAAGGUUUACAGGCCCGGCCACUACAGUGAAAAACCCGGCUCCUCCAUCACCAGGACACAAAGCAGCAGUUAUAGCCGUGGCCUCUUGCAGUGUCUUGAUCCUCAUUAUGGUAGCGAUAUUCCUGAUGUCGAAGCGCCUUCGGGAUCGCUCACCUGCCAACGACCUAUGCAACGGCCCACCUGCAAUCUUCUACGUAGUUCAGUCUCCCGAGAGGUCACAGUGCUCUCUACUUCGCAUCCAGCAGGAGAGCGUCGUCGGCAAUUCCCAGCCGUGCGAGAACGUCGAAGAUCCCGCGACAUGUGAGAACGGAGGCUCGAACGGCGUUUUCGUGCCGAGUCGGAGUCCUCGUCCAGAACCACCUUCUUCAGUAUGCAGAAACACCAUUGGGAGGGAAGUCGUUGCUGGCCAUGUGGUUUCCGAGCGUCCAGGCCAACCCUUGAGCAAAACUAUCAGCAACCACGUCUACGAAAGCAUCACGGAUUUGGAGGCUUCGGACGAUGAGCAUUCGAGUUCGAACAGCACUUACGAACCGUUUUGUGCGUAAAAGGUUUCGCUGCCAUUAAGGUCGCUUUUAGUUAAAUAAUGACAGACAAAGAGAGAGAGAAGAGAGAAAAACAGAAGGAAAAUAGAAAGAGAAACAUCAAAAGAGUUACGACCAGCAAGAUUUUAGACCUGAUGACGGAACCCCGAUAUACUGGCAAGAUUCACAUCCCGUUGAUAAAGGGUAAGAGAACUCACGUCGAAAUUCCUCAAUUCUCCGUGACUUAGAAAUGUUCUAGUCUGGAUCUCGUAUAGCACGACCUCCUCUGAAUCGCCUAACACUGUGCUACCGUAGCCUCAGUCACCAAAGGUUGUGUUACGGAGGAGAAGGUCACUACAGCAAGGAGAGUGUGUAUAAGGUCAUCCUUCAAAGCUUAGGUUUAUGAUGACCUAAGUUCUAUGGCACAAGGGUUGACUGACCUCCGCGCUACUCACAGAUUCCGUCAACAAGAGAACGUCGAAACAGAUUGGUCUUCGUCAGCCAUGACUUUACAGAGCAAGCUUCAGGAAGGUUUCAGUGAGAUCGUCUACUACCUGCGGGUGUUCAAAGUCGUCACCUCGAUCGGUUGUCCAGCCUUGUACCAAGUGUUCAUGAGGGGCUGCUCGAAGGACCCCCAACCAGACGCUGGAAGAAUUCCUCCUUCGGGAAAGCUACAUGUCCAGCAAUGACUGUCGCAAACUACUCAACAACCAAAUUAAAGGAACCAAAUUAGGACAAAUCCUUCAGGGGGACAAGUUCGACAUGACGUUACUCCUGCUGGUCACCAAAACCGCGCGGGAAAACGUGAAGAGUGAAACAGACUUUUGGUCGAAAGUGACAUGAAGGAUUUAACGACGAGGAAGCGUGUAAAGGCUAAUAAGAGAUGCAAUGCCCAGAGGAAGAAGAUGUUUACGAUGAUGCCAAAUAUAUGCCGUGGAAGACAUCAGACAUAACAUGUGGAUGCCUACAUAGAUGCCAGAACGAACGGGUGCCUAGAAUUAUACCCGAACAAAAGCGUACGAGGUUAUGUAAAAUUCCAUACUGCCAAUGUCAGAAUACAUUUGCUACGGUGACGUCACAAGAUAAUGAUCACAUUGUUGCCAGAACAAGAGAGUACCCGCAAGAAUGUCAGAAUGAGAAUAGUCAAAUUAACGUCAUUGUGUGCUAACGAUCACGCCACAAAGGUGAAAAGUAUAAGAAAUCCAAAAUUAUGCA
Molecule: messenger RNA, 1765 nt
Organism: Penaeus vannamei (Pacific white shrimp)
Lineage: Eukaryota; Metazoa; Arthropoda; Malacostraca; Decapoda; Penaeidae
Source: RefSeq, a predicted model, not a curated record